Molecule: messenger RNA, 676 nt
Organism: Durio zibethinus
Lineage: Eukaryota; Viridiplantae; Streptophyta; Magnoliopsida; Malvales; Malvaceae
Product: Carbohydrate-binding X8 domain superfamily protein
Source: RefSeq, a predicted model, not a curated record
AGCUUUUCUUUGCUUUCCUCAAAUCAAACAACUUCAAUUACUACUCCCAUCAUUCGUUUUCAGUUCACAAUAGUCAUUUCAUAUUCUUUAGUACAGCUUUCAAUGGCUAAAGUGGCAGCACUCUCUCUGUUUUUCCUGCUCUUGUCCUUCAUUUCAGGAGGAACUUCGAUGAUGGUCAAUGGACAGAAAACUUGGUGUGUGGCUAAGCCAUCAUCAGACCAGGCAACUCUUCUGGCAAACAUUAACUAUGCAUGCUCUCAAGUGGAUUGCCGUGUUUUGCAAAGGGGUUGUCCUUGCUUCAGUCCUGAUAAUCUGAUGAACCAUGCUUCCAUUGCCAUGAAUCUUUACUACCAAUCCAAGGGAAGAAACACGUGGAAUUGUGAUUUCAAAGGCUCUGGUCUCAUUGUCGUCACUAAUCCAAGUUAUGCUACCUGCAUUUAUGAGUAGCUGAGCACUGUAUUGGUUCAAGCAACUGUAUGUUUCCUUUGGAAAUGGAAAACUUGUAGCUUAAAUUAUUAACUUUUCUAUUUUUCAGUAUAUGGAAUAUGUAACUCACUUAAAUUAACCUGGUUGAUUAUAAGCUUCUGCUAUUAAUUAAAUUGGUUAACAAAUGUGAAAAGAUAUUCUCAUGGAAAGCUAAUUUUAGCUGAGAUGAUGCUAUCCUUUAAUCCUUACA